Molecule: messenger RNA, 1893 nt
Organism: Episyrphus balteatus (marmalade hoverfly)
Lineage: Eukaryota; Metazoa; Arthropoda; Insecta; Diptera; Syrphidae
Product: neuropeptide Y receptor type 5
Exons: 3
Coding region: 56-1777 (573 amino acids)
Biological process (GO): neuropeptide signaling pathway
Cellular component (GO): membrane
Molecular function (GO): neuropeptide receptor activity
Source: RefSeq, a predicted model, not a curated record
UUGCAUACCUUUAGGCUCCCAAUAGAAUUCAAAGUAAAUUCAAAUUUUACAUAGAAUGGCAUUCAAUACAAUCGACUCAAAUGAAUUUCGGUUUGAUACUUCUGAUGAAAACGAGAAUUCCGUAAAGAAAAACGAUUUUCCAAGUAUUUUGGAAUCCGAGCUGACCAGUUUAACGCCAACGCAAGCAAUUGCAUUCACCAUAAUCGUCGGUUUUUUGUGUGGCUUAUCGAUUGUUGGAAAUGUUGGAGCACUUUAUGCAAAUAGAAAAAGAAAAUUACGUUUGUUUUUUCGAACUUGCCUCAUAUCUUUGGCAAUAAGUGAUCUCAUUCAAACGAUAUUCAUGUCGGCCGGAUAUUUAGCACAAUUCGCUGCACCAUAUGUCCAAGUUUGGUGUCUUGGCGAAGCAAUGUGUAUUUUUAUUCCCUUUGUUACGACUGGAGCUAUUUUAGCAGGAAGUAUGACUCUAGUGGGUAUCGCUAUGGAUAGAUACUUUGCUGUUAUGAGUUCGGUUCUUGGAUCUUGGAAUCCAAGUAGAAGAUUUUGCAUUGUGUCUGUGACUAGCAUUUGGGCGUUGUCAUAUGGUAUUGCAAGUCCAAUGUAUUCAGCAUAUUCAACAUACAAAGUUUAUAUAUUAGGAUCGAUGGCAUUUGAAGCGGAAGAAGAUGAUCCUGAAAUUAUAGGACUAACACUGGUGGAAAUGUGCGUUUCAGAGAAGAAAUCAAAUGCAUACUAUUACAUCGUUGUCCUAGCCAUCAUUUUCAUUCCAACGUUAGUUGCCUUCGUUUGGCUUAACUCAAUCAUUGCUAAUAAAUUAUGGAUCCGAAGACGUUCCAUCCGUACGCCACCAACUCUACAGCAACCCCAACUGGGAAGACCUCAGGCUGCAACGCCAACAACAACCUCAUUGUCUGCCGCUUUGAGUUUGGGUAGAAAGCCCCAAGAUAAAUUAAUGGAAAAGGCAGCGCACCAACAAUAUGAAUAUGACCAUCCUUGCCAUUGCAAAGGGGGUCACAAGAUUUGUUCCUAUUCAACAUUAACGGUGCCAACGCGGAGUAUGGUGGCGACAACAACUACAACAAUAACAACAACUACGACCAUGAAGUCGCUGGAUAGGGAAACGCCGCCGAACAACAAUGUGAAAAGCAAUUCCAACACUGCUGGAGGCAACAGCGCGAAGCAUAUUAGUACCCGCGAAGCUCGCCACCUGCGAAUGUUCGCUAUUGUUCUGAUCCUGAUGGCUGUGUUCAUCUUCUUCCGGUUGCCUGCCUGGGUGUUUCUCAUUAUGCGAAUGUACGGUACCUAUACGCGUCCAGUUCACUGGAUUUUGCAUUUCUCCUUUGGCAUCCUAACCCUGACCAGCUGCGUCCUUAAUCCACUUUUGUAUACGUUCCUAGCUGAAACAAUCCAAUAUACGUUGUUCAUGAAAGGGAAACUUUGUGGUCUAAGGCGUUUCUUUGGGAAUCGUGUUGGGGCGAAUUGUGAAAGAAACAGCCACUGUUGCAAUUCCAACGACGACGACGACAACAAUGGAAAUGACGACAAAAUGACUCACAUUCAGAAACAACUCCAAAAUGUUAGAAAACAAAAUGUCAACGACAACGACAACGACGACGGCAGCCAUGAUAAACAUGAUGAUGAUGAUGAUGACUGCUGCUGCUGUUGCAAAGACGAAGCGAGUAACGAUGGCGCCAAAAGUACUUCAAAGAAAAGUGAUGAUGAUUCUAACGCCAAAGUGUACACCAUCAUCAUCCCCAUUCUCCAGAAGGAGGCCAUGUAAUGUUAGGCGUUGGGGUAGCUCGUAGCUGCAGCAUGGAUUUGUAUGAAAAGUUGAUGCCAGAAUGCUUGAGUGCAACGCUGUUGUAGUAACCAUGAAUAAAUAGUGAGAUAUCCAAA